Microbotryum saponariae is the source of this 768-nucleotide messenger RNA. The record is from the annotation of a GenBank genome assembly. NCBI's taxonomy places the organism in Eukaryota, Fungi, Basidiomycota, Microbotryomycetes, Microbotryales, Microbotryaceae.
AUGGACGUCGAUGACGACGGCGAUGACGAGGAGCAUCAAAAGGGCGACGAGGACAACGAUGAUGCUGGUGAUGAGGAGGACGGCGGCGGCAGCGGUGGCGAGGACGAUGACGACGACGGCGGCGAGGACGACGACGGCGGCGAGGACGACGACGGCGGCGAGGACGACGACGGCCAUGACAGCACCAGACAGAACGACAGAGAGAGCGAAGAGAACGACAAAGAGAACGAUCACGAUCAGGGCGGGGCUGUGAGUGACGAGUCGAUGGUGCCUGCACCAACCUUCGCUGAAUUGGGCAUCUACGCGUGGAGCCUGGAAUACAGGGUUUCGCAGGAAGCCUGCUGCGCCUUGAUUGAGGCGUUACAGAGCGAAUGCUUUGACGCCACCAAACUACCGAAGUCGUUUUCAACGCUGGAAACGCGGGUCAAGGCGCAUUUGUGCAUGUGCGUCAUACGGCGCCACGUCGUCCCGCGGAAAGCGUCGAAGACGACGAUUGCCAAGACCGGUUCGAAGGCGAAUCGCACCACAACAUCGGCGUACACCUUAGGCUUGAAGGAACAGAUCGAGCUUCGAAUUCUGGGAAAACCCGCCCUACUCGGGAGCGGCCUCGGCGACUUCGCAAAAGUGCGGACGAACCUAUGGGAGGGCGACGUCUGGCGCGAAAGCGUGGUGGCAGGUCGCGCGGCCUACCCUAUGGAGACAACAAACGGUGAGUGGUCGAGGAUGGCGCGACGAGGAAGAACAACAUCGGGUGCCGGAAGCGCGUGA